Messenger RNA from Prunus armeniaca (apricot), 201 nucleotides. NCBI's taxonomy places the organism in Eukaryota, Viridiplantae, Streptophyta, Magnoliopsida, Rosales, Rosaceae. The record is from the annotation of a GenBank genome assembly.
AUGGGCAAGAAAAAAACAAAGGGGGAUUCCCAGGUUGUGGAUUAUGAUAUAUAUACAACUAUACAAAGAUGGAGAAAGAUAUAUGGGUUAUAUUAUUAUUUUUACAGAGGGAGAAGGAGAGGACAGGGAGGAGAGAGGGAGGGCAGAGGAUGGAGAGCGAGGGCAGAUGGGGAGAGAGAUGGAGUAGAGGAAGGGGGAUGA